Messenger RNA from Vitis vinifera (wine grape), 1704 nucleotides. RefSeq names its product F-box/kelch-repeat protein At5g15710. The record is from RefSeq and is a predicted model, not a curated record. The transcript has a single exon. Bases 404 to 1513 code for a protein of 369 amino acids. NCBI's taxonomy places the organism in Eukaryota, Viridiplantae, Streptophyta, Magnoliopsida, Vitales, Vitaceae. Gene Ontology annotation, molecular function: protein binding.
UGAAAUACAAGUGAGCAUUAUUUUAUUGGGUGAAGUAUAAUGAGCAUCUUGCACCAAGGGCCCUACCAUACUCAAAAGUCAGGGAAUAAAUAGACCCUAAAAAUCAUUAGCAGAAAGAGUAAUCCUAAUGGAGCAGAGAGCUUGGCCUUUGGGCACCUCCAAGAACCGUCCUUUAUGAAAAUUGGCAACAGAAAAGGUACAAUGCAAGAACAAUAAAAAUUGACAGGCUCCCAUGUGGCCCACAUGGGCCCACAUGUAUAAAUGUAUGACAUGUGGGUCGCUCAUCCCUAUGCUCAAUGGUCCUCCUCCUCCCCCUCCAAUAAUUCGUGCCCAAUAAUUGAAAUUGAAAUCUCAAUAUAUAGUUUCAACACCCACUUGUUUCAAAAGAGAAACCUUCACCAUUAUGUGGAGCAACCUCCCCUUCGACCUCCUAGCAAACAUCUUCUCCUUCCUCCCGGCGGACUCCUUGGCACUCGCCAGCUCAGUCUGCAAGCACUGGCACACAUGCGUUACUGCUUACCCGGCCACGGCCGCUGGGGCUCGCAAUCCGCCGUGGUUCGUGGCCUUGCCUGUGCGGAACCGUGGUCACACUUGCUACACGCAUAACCCAAUUAUUGAUACUUGGCAUGGGCUUUUUCUAGGCUUCCUUCCUCAUGCUAUUCGCCCGGUUGCCUCCAUUGGAGGGCUUGUUUUAUUAAGGUCCACUACUUCUACUACUCUUCAGUUAGCGAUUUGCAAUUUGUUCACCAAGCGAUAUUGGAGCCUCCCAAUGUUGAACAUUGCCCGGACCAACCCGGCGGUGGGGGUUGUUUUCGGGUUGGACGAGAGUCCAGAUGUCCGAUUUUCGAGCUUUAGGGUGUAUGUGGCUGGGGGGAUGUCGGAGGCGCCAAGUGGGGGUGCGGCGUACGAACCGACAUUGGAAAUGUACGACUCGUGGCAAGACAGAUGGGAUAUCAUGGGCAGAAUGCCGGUGGAGUUUGCGGUGAGGCUCACAGUGUGGAGUCCCAAUGAGAGCGUGUACUCAGGCGGGGUCCUAUAUUGGAUGACCUCCGCCCGGGCAUAUAGUGUGAUGGGGCUCGACAUUGAGUCGAACAGCUGGCGGGAGCUGAGCGUGCCGAUGGCGGAGCGGCUAGAAUUUGCGGCACUAGUGCGGUGGAACGGCAGGCCGACGCUAGUGGGUGGCACGUGCAACGAAGGCGCAUGCAUAUGGGAGCUUGGCGAGGGGGAUACAUGGGGGUUGGUUGAAAAGAUCCCAAUUGAACUCGGCAUGAGAUUAUUAGGGGUUAAGGGAAGUUGGGAAAGUACUAAAUGUGUGGGAAGUGAUGGGGCCUUGUGCUUGUACAGGGACUUAGGGUCAGGAAUGGUAGUUUGGAGGGAGGUAGAGAAGGGUAGAUGGGAAUGGCUCUGGGUUGAAGGGUGCUGCUCGGUAGGAGGAAAACAAGUCCAAAAUAUCCCAAUUAAGGGACUGCUUCUUCACCCAAAUCUUGCUACCUCAGGCUUUCCAGAUAAAUGACUCAAUUUUUUUGUGCAUAGUAAUUCUUUAGUUUGCCAGAUGUUGAUGUAUCAUUCCCUCUAUGUAACUUAAUACUUUUUUCACACUAGUAUGGAGAAAAGGGUCAUUGAUGAUGAAGUGUAUUGGCAAAGGAUUUGAGUGAAAGUGAGACAAUUUUAGUAACCUUUUAAUAUUAGGCUCUGGUUGUGCCA